Messenger RNA from Pogonomyrmex barbatus (red harvester ant), 3099 nucleotides. RefSeq names its product sodium/potassium-transporting ATPase subunit alpha. Gene Ontology annotation, biological process: intracellular potassium ion homeostasis; sodium ion export across plasma membrane; proton transmembrane transport. Gene Ontology annotation, molecular function: ATP binding; P-type sodium:potassium-exchanging transporter activity; ATP hydrolysis activity. Gene Ontology annotation, cellular component: plasma membrane. NCBI's taxonomy places the organism in Eukaryota, Metazoa, Arthropoda, Insecta, Hymenoptera, Formicidae. The record is from RefSeq and is a predicted model, not a curated record.
AGAAAUGUGGCGAUUUUUGCAUACAGCACAGCAACAACGUAAUCGUGAUCUGGAUGUUCUUCGUCGGGAUAUCGACACGGAUGUGCACAUUAAAUCGGCAGGGGAUCUAUUGCAAAGCCUACAAGUGGAUCCUGAACUGGGUUUAUCUACAGUUAUUGCAAAGAAUCGCCUACGAGAUCAAGGACCGAAUGCACUAACUCCGCCGAAAAAAACCUUGGAGAUUUUUAAAAUUUUGCAUCGAUGUUGCGGAAGAUUUUCCUUGCUAAUAUGGGUGGGCGCCAUUUUGUGCUUCGGCAAUUACUUCUUGGAGUUAGAGACCUACGGUGAGGCUUCCGAGGAUCAUCUCUGGCUUGGUUUAGUUCUGAUCGUGUUGAUCGCAGUCACCAGCGUGUUCAGUUACUAUCAAGACUCCAAAAGUUCACGCAUCAUGGAAUCAUUCCAGCAGAUGGUGCCGCAACGGGCCAAGGUUCUACGGGAUGGCGAGAGAAAGGAGCUGCUGGCGACCGAGCUGGUGGUCGGGGACAUCGUCCUACUGGAGACCGGCGACCGGGUGCCCGCUGACAUUAGGAUCCUGGAAUGUCAAGGUUUAAAGGUUGAUAAUGCGUCAAUUACGGGCGAAUCGAUACCAUUGAUACGAACAGCUAAUAUUCCGCAAACCGGAAGUGUCAUUCAAGCGAAGAACAUGGUAUUUUAUUCUACAAAUAUUGUCGAAGGUAGUGGAAAAGGCGUCGUUGUAACUUGUGGCGAUCAUACAGUGAUGGGCAGAGUGGCUAAGUUAACUUCAAAACUAUCAGCCCGACCUACACCUCUCUCCUGGGAGAUACAUCGCUUCAUGAAACUGGUCUCGUAUUGGGCCAUCUUCCUGGGUGUUUCGUUCUUCGCCAUGUCCGUAGCGAUAGGCUACGACUGGAUCGACUCGGUGGUAUUUCUGAUCGGAAUUAUCGUGGCGAACGUGCCAGAGGGCAUUAUCGCCACGAUGACGGUCAGCUUGACCUUGACCGCCAAGAGGAUGGCCAACAAGAAUUGUCUGGUGAAGAAUCUCGAGGCUAUUGAAACUCUAGGGUGCACCGCCGUUAUCUGCAGCGACAAAACCGGCACCCUCACACAAAAUAAAAUGACUGUGCGACACGUGUGGUACGACGGUCUAUUAUGCGAGGUGAUGGCGUCAGAUACGUGGCGGAAAUAUACUAACAACCCAGGCUUUGAGAAUCUGGCCAGGGUGGCGAGUCUCUGUAAUCGCGCUAACUGGGCACCAAUGUCCGAAGAUAAGCCUGUGCCGCCAUUAAAUAAAAGAAAAAUUUUAGGAGAUGCCUCGGACGCAGCUCUAUUGAGAUGCGUGGAAGUUCUCGUAAAGGGAGGAGCUGAUUUCUUCAGAAAAGACUACAUCAAGAUAUUGGAGAUCCCUUUUAAUUCAACGGACAAGUUCCAAGCAAAUGUAUAUCUAUUUCGCGGCAAGUAUUUCAUAUGCUUCAAGGGUGCUCCUGAACGUGUCCUCGAACGUUGUUCAACAGUAGCAUUCGGUAACGAGACCAAAGCUUUGGAUGAAGAGACGAGGAGAGCAUACAUGGAAUCCUGUUAUAUUCUGGCAAAUAAUGGAGAACGCGUUCUUGGCUUUGCCGAUCUUGAACUCUCAACUAAGACUUUCCCUAUGGGUUAUCAUUUCGAAGCUGAUCCUCCAAAUUUCCCUCUUGAAAAUUUGAGAUUGGUCGGCCUAAUCGCCAUGAUGGAUCCACCGCGACCAACUGUUCCCGACGCCGUAUAUAAAUGUCGUUGUGCCGGCAUUAAAGUCAUCAUGGUGACCGGGGAUCAUCCUGACACUGCCAAGGCUAUUGCCAAAUACGUCGGAAUCAUCACCGAUCACAAUGGUUAUGAUAGUUCCAACAAUAAUGCCACGGAACAUCACAUCGUAGUGACGGGUGCACAGCUGCGAGACCUGUUACCGGAGCAACUGGAUCAGUUAAUCAAGCAGUAUCAGGAGAUCGUGUUUGCCAGGACGUCGCCGGUCCAAAAGCUGCAGAUAGUCGAGAGUUGUCAAAGAUUGCAUCUGAUCACCGCGGUUACCGGCGACGGUGUCAACGAUUCUCCAGCUUUGAAGAAAGCCGAUAUUGGCAUCGCUAUGGGCAUCACAGGAUCUGAUGUGAGCAAGCAAGUGGCGGAUUUAAUAUUGUUGGACGACAACUUCGCGUCAAUAGUGACGGGCAUUGAGGAGGGUCGACGGGUUUUUGACAAUCUCAAAUCCAGCAUCGCGUAUAUCAUGGCGAGCAAUAUACCGGAAAUAACGCCCUUCCUAGCAUUCAUUGUUUUAGGGAUUCCUUUGCCACUUGGUAUAAUUUGCAUCUUAUGCAUCGAUCUGGGAACGGAUAUGUGGCCGGCAGUCUCUUUAGCUUAUGAAAAGUCCGAAUCCGAUAUUAUGCUGAGGAAGCCCAGAAUACCCCAGAGUGAUCAUUUGGUCAGUCGACGAUUGAUUUUCAUGGCUUAUGGUCAGAUUGGCAUAAUUGAGGCAUGUGCGGGUUUCUUUGCGUAUUUCAUAGUGAUGGCAGAGUAUGGUUUUCUGCCUAAGCGAUUAUUGGGUUUAAGACCGCAGUGGGAUAGCCCAGCAAUAAACGAUUUAGAAGACAGUUUCGGACAGGAAUGGACUUAUGAACAGCGCAAGAUUCUCGAGUACACUUGUCACACUGCUUUCUUCAUCAGUAUCGUAAUUGUACAAUUGGUGGAUGCAAUGGUCUGUAAAACCCGUCGCAACUCGCUAUUGCAUCAGGGUAUGGGCAACUGGAUCUUGAAUUUGGGUCUACUUCUUGAGAUCGCCCUGGCUUGUGUAAUUGGCUAUGCGCCCUAUAUGGACCGCAUUUUGAAGACAUAUCCUUUGAAACCGGAAUGGUGGUUACUCGGGAUGCCAUACGCCAUUAUGAUAUUAAUUUACGAGGAAUUAAGGAAAUGGUGGAUUAGAAGAAAUCCAGACGGUUGGUGGGAUAGAGAAACUUCAUUUUAGAUUUUGUAUGAUCAUCAAGUGUUGUAACUUCGGAUGAAGUGGGGGCCGCAUAUAAGACCCCGACGUUCGAAGGGGCCCAGUAGUCUCUAGUCAUCAAUACUACUCAAUAC